AUGGCUUUCCCAAAACCAGAGUUAAUCGCAUUCCUUCUCUUUGCCGUUGUAGCCCUCUCCUUCACAGCCCCUUCCGGCGCAGCCGACUGUGGCACCGGCGCCGGUGAAAUUUCCGUUUAUUGGGGUCAAAAGUCCGAAUCAGUUGAGGGCACCUUAGAAAGCCUAUGUUCCAGUGGGAACUACAACAUCGUCAUCCUCCAAAGCCUUCUGGUGUACGAUGAUGGCAGAGUACCAGCAAUAAACCUGGAUGAUCAUUGUGGCACUUCUUGCCCCGCCAAGCUACAGCCACAAAUAGAAUACUGCCAACAAAACAACAUCAAAGUGUUACUUUCCAUUGGCCAAGACGUAACAGCCCUAAAAACCAAAAGCCACCGCCACUACUCCUCCAGCUCCAGCUCCAACUCCACAGCAGCUGCAGAAAAGCUUGCAAGCUACCUCUUGGAGAACUACCUCAGUGGCAACCCUGGUCCACUGGGAAGCGUAGCCCUAGAUGGCAUCAACCUUGCUGACGUGGCGGACGGCGAAAACCUUAAAUGGGACGAAGUUGUGAAGGCCAUUAACGCAUCCACCACCGCCAGAAAAAUCUACUUGGGUGCAGGACCCGAAUGUGUGUACCCGGAUUACUACCUUGGCAAGGCAAUCAGCACUGGGCUCUUUGACUACAUCUGGGUGGAGUUCUUCUACCAGAACCCUUGCAUUUACGCAAACGGAGACGCUUCUAAUCUUUUGAAAGAGUGGAACAAAUGGAGCGCUGGUGUUCCCGGCAGCAAAAUAUUCUUGGGCCUGGUUGCUGCCUGCGAUGCCGGCAUAGCAGGGUACAUACCACCGGAAGAUCUUAUUUCUAAGGUUCUGCCAACCGUAAGACAAUCUUCGAACUAUGGUGGUGUAGCCAUUUGGGACAGAGCCCUUGAUAUCGCUAAUAACUACACUGCUCAGAUAAAAAUCGACGUCCCUAAAGGUUGCAUAUGUGUGUGUAAUGGUGAUGAUGCAUGGAACCGUCUCUAUGGUCUUGGUUCCGCGUCGCUGAGGAUGUCGGUUUGA
This is a messenger RNA of Vigna unguiculata (cowpea), 1041 nucleotides long. RefSeq names its product chitinase-like lectin. Gene Ontology annotation, biological process: carbohydrate metabolic process. Lineage: Eukaryota; Viridiplantae; Streptophyta; Magnoliopsida; Fabales; Fabaceae. Gene Ontology annotation, molecular function: chitinase activity. The record is from RefSeq and is a predicted model, not a curated record. Gene Ontology annotation, cellular component: extracellular region.